ACAACUUUUGCCUCCGACGCCUGCAGCCACCCCAUUUAGUUAGAUUACUGUAGUGUUUUGUUCACUCUCUCCUAUCGUUAUCAUUUUCAAAUACGUACAUAGCUCCGUUUCUCAGUAAUGGUAAUAAUCUCCUUGGCAUGAUUUUGAAUAGUUAGUUGAUCCACUCCUCCUCCAGUACUUAUUACGUCAACACAAAGUCGAACUGCAUUGUAAAUAUUAUGUUACGCCUGUCUGUCGCUUCUACGCACACGGAAUAAAUUGUUUUAUAUGCCGUGACUUUAGUGAGUGGGUCGAUCGACGUUGUUUGACAGUGAUAGCUCAUUUCUUGCAUAUUAUCCUACACACACACACACAUCCAUAAAGGGUCGUGGGCAUAUUAUUAUUGACGGAUUGAAUUUAAUAUCGCAGUGCACAAAUACAUACGUACUUACUUAUUGUGUCGUGUUAUUAUUAUCGCCAAAAUUGCAUAUAAAUAGAAAUGAAAUGGUGUUAAUUGCUGGGGUUGAAUGGAUUCCUGAAGAUUUUCAGCACGCUGCUGAGUCUCACAGCACAAGACUUUACAAAAGAAAAUAAGUCGGAAAGAAAUCAAUUACGAGAAAGCCCAAUCAGCAAUUGCCAACAAUUGGACUCAAAAGAAGACAGACAAUGGUUCCUCCUCAUGGUCACGGGUCUCAACAUUAUCCAGCAUCGUCAUUGAAGGACCAUGAUUGGCUGAACUUUUUUAGACUAGUCUCCAUUUCUGCGGUUGCUACAUUGGCCACGACGUUCAACAUCUUCACCAUCAGUUCCAUCAUAGUGGAUGAUUUGCUGAGGAAGAAAGGUAAUUCAUUCUUGGUCAGCAUCACUCUUGCGGAUUUGCUUGUGACAGCAUUUCUCCUUCCUGCUAUUUCUGUCUCAAUUCUCGCACAAACUGAAGACUCCGAAAAUCUGUGCCGCUUCCAGUACACAGUGGGAUGCAUGUCAUGCGUUACGGCUUCCAUGUUCACGGCGGCCAUUGGGAUCGAGAACUUUCUGAGGUUGAGAGCCCUCAAGAAUUUGGAGUCUGCACGACAUCGAAGACGUGGUCAGCCCGUGAAUUCAAUUGUGCACACGACUGACACGGCCCCUGAGCAUCAAGCUCCUCUCCCACCUCCGCGCUCAGUCUGCUCCCAAUUUCAAGUCACUGUUCUCAAUCUCACGUUCUGGAUUUUGGCUGUGGUCGUCGUCCUCGUUCAUCUCAUGCUCAUGCCUCAUUUGACGUUUGCCAUCUGUGGCGACGGUGGUCGUGGCCCCUCUGUCAGAUCCCUGCCAAAUGAGAAGACGUUGCUCUUUGACUCGAUCCUGGCGCUGGGGGCUUUUCUGCUUUCUUUUGUCAUACUUGGUGGUCUCGGAUUUCUCAAGUGUGCUUGUAUAAUGAAAUCGUGGAGCAAACCCCUGCCCUACAUCACGUCACGGGAAUUUGCUCUCAUCAACUCCAACUUUUGGAAUUGGCUGGGUCGCUUCCUCGUAUGGGCUCCCGCCAUUGUGACGGCCGUAGUCAUCCAGUUCGACAGCUCCACGACCAGCCUCCUUUUGUCCUCACCACCAUACGAGCCAGUUCCUCUCCCCACGGGAAGAGUCUCACUUUAUUUUCAUCCCACAAUCACCACCACCAUGGGAGGACGAGGCGAGAGGGAAAUGAGCACUGCUUUCUCCAGCAACACCAUCAGUCUGACGGGCAAGGAUUCACAACAAGAUCUCAAUUUUAUGCUUCAAAGGCUUGUCUUCUGGUCGUCUAUUCUCCCCUCUUGUUUAGGAAGUAUAAUCUAUGCUUGUGCCAACAAGGAUUUCAGAAGGUGCUACAUCCAACUGUUUAAUUACUGUUGUUGCAAGACGUCCGUAACUCUAACUCGCCGUCCGAGGGACAAUCUUCGUGGAGGGAAUGAAGUUCGAACCCACAUUCUCCCAGGAUACAACAUUUACUCUUCAGGCCACUCCGAAGUGGCCGCCUCGGCUCCGCCCAGGUUCAACACUUUUAAAUGUGGGCCCCUUAUGAACUACAGGAGAGAUGUUUAUGAGCUUUGACUUGUCACACUUGUCAGCACAAGAAAUAUCGAUGCUAACUUUUUACAUACUACAGUUCGAAUCCUUUUACUCGUCCCUUUUGAAAGUUUGGCAGAGCGAUAGGACUACAAGUGCAGGAUAUUGGCAGAGAUUACUUUAAACCUGAACCAAUUCCAUCCAUCCAUUCAUUUUCAUUACAAGAGUAACACUACACAUAAAUUUUUGUUAAACGACCAAUCCCCUGAUUCAGGGCAGCUAACCCGAGGCGUGUUUUAUGUAUAGGUCUUUUUGGUUUCCGUUUUAUUGCUACCUGAGGAAUGUGGCGAAAGUCUCUUUUACGACUGCAUGUAUAACCCGAAGAAAGUGCAAAAUUAAAGUUUUCAUGUCAUUAGCUUAACGUAGAGCCAAUACAUGCCCAUCCUUUCCUGUCGCCACCUCCACAGUUUUUACUUUCCGUGCCCUUUUCAUCAUCACAUUAUCCCAUGUCUACAGAUGAGCAAGGCAUGCCGAUAUGCAUGUAAUAUAUUUAUACGUAUAUAGCAAUCUCUGGGUAAUCUCAUCCCUUUCAUAAAAUUAGAGUUGCCUAAAUUGUCGGAGGUGGAGAUUGUUGGAGUGUGAUAUAAAACAUUCUAUUGCACAUCCUAGCAAUUACGUGAUGGGGAAAGUUAUUUUGAGCCAGUUGCCCCAUGCCCAGUCUGUGCUGAGCACUGAAGGACGUGCUCAGGUGAACUUCUCGAGAUCUCGACUAUUAUUAUAUGACGACGAUGAGUCGACGAGGAUGAGGUUCCAUACGAAUAGGCAGACUUUCCCCAUUUCCAUAACAUUACCGUUCCUUCCUUCGCACACCAUUGCAUCCAGUCCAUGCUCAUCCGCAUCUCACUUGUGACAAGAUAAGAACCUUCUUUUCCGAGUGAGUAUUUUCAGUGAUCGGGGAAAAUUUAGCCCUCCGUCUCUCUUCCACUUUCAAGGUGUAAAAUAAAUCGGAAUCAACAGUUUAUGUAACGCGAGUGUUUAAAAUCCAUCAAGAUCCUUCUCAGAUUUGCACUUUUGUCAGUGUUUGUCUUUAUCUUCAACCCAAAGUGAUCCCCACUUGUACUUACUCACAAAGUUUCGCUUCUUGCUGCUUUCACUGCUUUCCCACUCUACUCUUUUAUCUGAGUGAGUCCUCCAAACUCUGCCAAAUGUUACUCAAACAAAUGUUUGUUUGUAUUUUUGGACUCAAACGCAGUUACUUAUUGUCUAUUGAAAAAGUUGGGAGCAACAUUACAUAUAGACUACACAAAAUUUUUCACAAGUAAACCUACUGGGGUAAUAUGCAUCAGGAUUCUUCUUCUCAAACCCUUGGAGCAAAUAAAUGUAUUCAACUAUCUAGUAUUCACAAUCUGGUACUGGCUUUCAAGCAGCUAACAAUUCGACAAUCAAGCAAAACCAAAACACAUAUACAAAAAAUCUGACAAGAGCUUUACAAAUAUGUUUCUUAUACAUGUAACUUUUCAGUAUUACGUACAUACUUAUGCAACAUUAGCCCCAUACAAAUGAAUGCAUAAGAAAAUUGGUAGUUUUAUUAAAACUUUGGUCAAACUACGUGCAUACAACAUAAUAGGACCCUAAAGUAUGUAAAGGAUUGAAAAUGUAUUUUUCAUGGAAGUUUUUAUCCCCAAAAACGAGUAUUAGACGGGUAGUAAAGGUAAAUGGAAUUGUCGGAGAAGAAAACAAGAAACAAAGUAGGCACAAAAUAGAAAUUUCGUACAUACAUAGGUGCAGACAGACGACAAAGAGAACGCUGUUCUUAUCUUGUGGUUGCACACUCUUGCGACUCCCCCAAUAAGCUAUAAAUGUUAAACAUACACACAGACGUACAUGUAUACAACGUACAUAUGUACGUACUACUUUUUUACACGACUAGUGAUUGAAAAGCUAUAUUUAUUUAUUAGUAUGCAGUUACUGUAGUAAAGGUUACUUUCUCUGUAGGAUUAAGUCUAUUGGGAUGUAAGUAAUUUUAACGAUAUGCCAUGCUACAUAUAUGCUACAUAUUAGACAUUCGUAGUUAUGAGCGCAUGAACUAGGAUAAUAUGUGUACUAGUAUAUGUAUGGAUACACACUUGAUACAUGACUAUCUGUAUAUGUAUGUAAGAUUGGGAGAGAUGCAUUUGCGAGCUUCCACUCUGUACAAAUAUGCAUAACGCUGAAUUAAAGUCUUCUCUGCUUUUAAAUGCAAAUUCAAUUGCUGUGUCACUGGUAAAAGAAACUCUGCUGUUUGACUAUGUUUUCGUGUCGAGCUGAAAAACUAUUAAACGUCGUAUGCUGAAUGUAGUGUAAUUUUACUAAAUGUCCAAAAAUGGUCCGAAUUUGAGGUCACAUCAGAAUCUUCAGUGGCAUAUGUACAUAUGUAAGUGCAACUUCGGCGUAAAAGUUUGUCACUCAGAAUAUGCUUUCAAGAAAUGGAAUUGCAAAAUGAAACUGAAAGGCGAUUUAUUUUGCUCAGACAAAGCACAACGUGAAUCUGAUUCGCGUUAUAUGUAAAACUUUAAGUGCAAUGCUGUCCAAAGUUUUCCCGUUUCAUUGUAUUGCUACAUAUGUAUGUACGUACAUAAUAUAUGCUUACUUAACCUGUUAUUCUGACGCGAGGACUGUCUUGACUUUUUAGAAGGAAAAUAAUUUUAUCUUGUGACACUGGCAUGCUUUACUUUUAAAGUACCAAAUGCUAUAAAAUUAUACUUGAUUUUCAAGAUAUUUAACUGAAUUUACGAUAACUAUGUGCCACGUAUAUAUGUACAUAAGAUAAACUUCAGUGAAAUAUAAAUGAUACUCGGCCAUGUAUAGCUUCGUGCAGAUCUAACUAAAUGUCAAGUCGACGCCAAAACAAAACACAACCGAAUAAUUAAUAAUGUACGUAGAGUAACUAUAAUUAGUAGUAGUACAUGUAGUUGAAGGUGAAUCUAUGAUGGCAGAAUCCGUCAGAGUUGGACAUGUAUAUUCGUAUUUAUUUACAUGUAUUUAUGUAUUAAUCAAUGCUAUAACAAAAGCGAUGUCAAAUGCUUUUUGUAAAUUUAAUUUUGCUAAACAACGAGGUGCAGUAAUUCAAGAAGGGUCAUUUGGUGGCUUUAUUGCAAAUAUUUAAUGAGAAACGAAUUAGAUUUAUUUCAACGUGACUGUUGUGAUAUGAUAUUGCGACCAAUGAGUAGAUGAAUAAAACAUAUAUUAUGCUAUUGUUGUUACAGAUA
This is a messenger RNA of Folsomia candida, 5246 nucleotides long. RefSeq lists its product as uncharacterized. Gene Ontology annotation, molecular function: neurotransmitter receptor activity; G protein-coupled serotonin receptor activity. Bases 646 to 2043 code for a protein of 465 amino acids. Lineage: Eukaryota; Metazoa; Arthropoda; Collembola; Entomobryomorpha; Isotomidae. Gene Ontology annotation, cellular component: membrane; dendrite. The transcript is spliced from 5 exons. The record is from RefSeq and is a predicted model, not a curated record. Gene Ontology annotation, biological process: G protein-coupled receptor signaling pathway, coupled to cyclic nucleotide second messenger; chemical synaptic transmission.